Molecule: messenger RNA, 2372 nt
Organism: Postia placenta MAD-698-R-SB12
Lineage: Eukaryota; Fungi; Basidiomycota; Agaricomycetes; Polyporales; Adustoporiaceae
Product: glycoside hydrolase family 31 protein
Exons: 13
Coding region: 1-2304 (767 amino acids)
Biological process (GO): carbohydrate metabolic process
Molecular function (GO): hydrolase activity, hydrolyzing O-glycosyl compounds; carbohydrate binding
Source: RefSeq, a predicted model, not a curated record
AUGCGCUUCAACGACGGAUUUUGGCUACUCAAGAACGGUGUCAAAGCCCAUCACGGGCUCCAAGUCGUGCAAGCGACCCAAGACGGUGACGGAUACAAUCUCCAAGUCUCCACAAAGCCCAUACGCCAUCGAGGAGACACGCUCGCCGGACCCGUACUGAGCGUACGAGUACAUUCUCCGACUGAGGGUGUAAUCGGUGUCAGGAUAGAUCACUUCAGGCACAUUGAUCCUACCCCCAACUUUUCCUUGUUUCCCGACGAUCCUCCAGUACCUUCAGCAACUCUGACGAAGAGAGACGCCUCUUGGUCGCUGGCGACGGGUGACCUCAGUGCAGAAAUAGCCGAGAACCCGUACACGAUCACGAGCGCUUCAAACGCCUCCUGUCUUGCAACCGACAUAGAUUCUAAUCCAAACCCGUUGCCUCCUCCGGAAACCGUACGAUAUAUGCACUCAGAGCUGAACCUCUCGCCGGGGGAGCUCGUAUAUGGGCUCGGAGAGCAAUUUGGCGCUUUCGUAAAGAACGGCCAGUCGGUCAGCGUUUGGAACCAGGAUGGCGGCACAUCCAGUGAACAAGCGUACAAAUGUGUCCCGUUUUACAUCACCAAUCGCAAUUAUGGUGUGUUCAUAAAUCACCCAGGCGAGGUGGAAGUCGAGGUUGGUAGCGAGAAGGUCAGUCGGGUCGGAGUGAGCGUAGCAGGGGAGAGCCUGGAAUUCUUCGUCAUCUAUGGUCCCACUCCUUUAGAGAUUCUGGAACGCUACACUCGUAUGACAGGCAGACCAGCCUUACUGCCUUCCUGGACGUUCGGGCUGUGGCUCUCGACCUCAUUCUUGACUUCCUAUGACGAUAAGACCGUAUCCAGCUUCCUCCAAGGCAUGCAAGACCGCAACUGUCCGGUCCGCGUUUUCCACCUCGACUGUUUCUGGAUGAAGCAGUAUGAAUGGUGUUCCUUCACGUUUGACCCCGACAACUUCCCGAAUCCGCGGGGGUACUUGUCUGAUAUCAAACGCAAAUACGAUGUAAAGAUUUGCGUGUGGAUAAACCCGUACAUUUCCCAGCUGUCCCCGAUCUUCCAAGAAGCGGUGAAGGGAGGGUACCUCAUCAAGCGGACAGAUGGGACACCUUGGCAAUGGGACCUGUGGCAGCCUGGCCUAGGCGUGGUAGACAUCACAAAUCCCGCUGCACAAAAAUGGUACGAGGACAAGCUAGAAGCCCUCAUUGACCUAGGCGUCGACACCUUCAAAACCGAUUUCGGCGAACGCAUUCCCCACGCCUCCGUCGUUUUUCAUGACGGAUCUGACCCGAUGCGUAUGCACAACGCGUAUGCAGUGAUAUACAACGAGAUGGUGUUCCGGGUUCUGGAACGUCGUUUCGGCAAAGGGGAAGCCGUCGUCUUCGCACGUUCCGCGUCAGCCGGUGGACAGAGGUACGUCCGUGGCCAUCACUGGGGAGGAGAUUGUGAAUCCACAUUUGAAGCAAUGGCCGAGACUCUCCGCGGCGGUCUUAGUCUCACGACGUCAGGUUUCGCCUUCACAUCCCACGACAUCGGCGGUUUCGAGGGGCACCCACCACCCGAGAUUUACCAUCGUUGGGUGGCCUACGGGCUCUUCUCGUCUCAUUCUCGGUUGCACGGGUCGAUGUCAUAUCGCGUGCCAUGGCAUUACGGCGAAGAGGCUGCGGCAUAUAUGGCGCGCUUCCUGGACGCUAAGCAUAGGCUAAUGCCGUACCUGUAUAACCUGGCGCUGAAGGCUCGCACCCACGGACACCCCUUGCAACGAGCAAUGUUUAUCGAGUUCCCCUCGGACCGCACAACGCACACUCUCGACCGGCAGUAUAUGCUAGGCCCCUCGCUACUUGUCGCGCCGGUAUUCGUUCCUCAGGGCGAAGACACCGAAUAUUACGUACCCGCGGGGCGAUGGACAUCGUUCUUCCAUCCCCAGCGCUUUAUCCAAGGCCCCAUUUGGGUACAGGAGGCCAUUCCGCUCGAUGAAAUUCCGGUCUGGGUCCGUCCGGGAACAAUACUGUGUCUGGGACCUAGAGGCGUAGGUCGUCCGGACUAUGACUACGCGAAGGGGUUAGAUGUCCAAUUGUAUGAAUUGGAGGACGGCCAGAAAGUCGAGACCGAGGUACCUACCGGAACCGGAACAGAGAUCGCUGGGAUCAUCACGGCGGAGAAAAGAGUGGGUCAGUUGCAGGUAAAAGUGGAAGGGAACCUGGAACUUGCGAGCGUCACCUUGCUUCAGGGUGGACAAGAGGUCCGUGUAAAGGUCGAAAAGGGCGAAAGAGUAGUAUCUCUUAGGCUAUGAGAUGACGGCCGUACUUUUGGAUGAAUGGUUUGGAUACCUAUAGCUAGUAUGGAACACAUUUCUAUGGA